UACACAAUAUACACAAACCAACUACACAUCACUAAAUCUGAAUUAUGGCGCCAAAAGCUAUCCCAAUGGUACUCUUGGCUGCUUACUUUUUUAUUGGCUACUUUUUCCUUUGUUUGGGCACAAUUCAAUCCCAACCCACAAACCGCAAUGCCUUUGGUUUCAUCCAAAACUUGACCGGAGGCCACAAGGGCGAAAUCGUUCCGGGCCUCUCUGAGCUCAAGCAAUAUCUUCAACGAUUUGGAUACUUGGAUUCUGAAGCAGUUGAGAACGUCGCCGAAGCCCAAAACUAUGACGAUGUCAAUAGUAUUGACUAUUUUGAUGACGUUUUGGAGUCCGCCAUCAAAGCGUACCAACGAAACUACAAUCUGAAUGUCACCGGAACCCUAGACCCGCCCACGGUGAGGCAAAUGAUGCUGCCCCGGUGUGGAUUCCCAGACACCGUCAAUGGUACAACGUCUUUCCCCAUAAGUCACGACCACGACCACGACCACGACCACAACCACGACCACGACCACGUCCACAAGCAGCUCAUCCAUGGAGUUAGGCACUAUUCCUUCUUCCGUGGGAGCCCGCGCUGGAAUAAAUACCAGCUGACCUACCGCUUCGUCGCCGGUGUCCAAGUCCCCGGUACCAGCAACAUAAGAUCGAUUGUCUACCGGGCGUUUCAGAGAUGGGCGAGAGUAACCCGCUUUACUUUCACUGAAGUAGCAUCCAAUGUCCAGUCCGAUAUUUCAAUAGGGUUCUUCCGCGGCUACCAUGGGGACAACGCGCCUUUCGACGGGACCGGAGGCACCAUAGCCCAUGCAUACGCUCCGUCCGUCGGGUGGUUCCACUACGACGCCGACGAAUAUUGGAGCGAGAAUCCGAACUACUACCAGAUGGACUUGGAAUCCGUCGCGGUGCAUGAAAUAGGUCAUCUUCUAGGGCUUGAUCACAGCACCGUUGCGGCUGCAAUAAUGUAUCCGAGCAUCAACUCUGGUGCAAUUAAGAGGGAGCUGAACGCAGAUGACAUUAAUGGUAUACGUGCCUUGUAUGCUUUCUGAAGGCGUUAGUGGGACAAGUAUGUUCCAAAGUUAUAUAAACAAGAAAGGGAUAUAUAGUAUUACUUACUAGAUAUAAUAUAUUUAUUAAAUAAAUUAGGACUGCCAUGACUAGUAGCAAGU
This is a messenger RNA of Morus notabilis, 1163 nucleotides long. Its product is annotated as metalloendoproteinase 3-MMP. The record is from RefSeq and is a predicted model, not a curated record. Lineage: Eukaryota; Viridiplantae; Streptophyta; Magnoliopsida; Rosales; Moraceae. Bases 45 to 1043 code for a protein of 332 amino acids. Gene Ontology annotation, biological process: proteolysis; collagen catabolic process; extracellular matrix organization. Gene Ontology annotation, cellular component: extracellular matrix. The transcript has a single exon. Gene Ontology annotation, molecular function: metalloendopeptidase activity; zinc ion binding.